Molecule: messenger RNA, 885 nt
Organism: Diospyros lotus (date-plum)
Lineage: Eukaryota; Viridiplantae; Streptophyta; Magnoliopsida; Ericales; Ebenaceae
Exons: 1
Coding region: 1-885 (294 amino acids)
Source: RefSeq, a predicted model, not a curated record
AUGGCUCAAACUCGAAGUAAUCGUCAGACCCUUUCCCGGGGUGCCGAAUCACCUCGACGAGAGACCCUCGCUCGAGCGGAAGAACAACAUCCAUCUGCUCAUGAGGGCCAACUACCCCUCACCCAUGGGGGCCAUCCGCCCCUCACCCAUGGGGGCCAGCCAUCCCUCACUCACCAGCAGCAACCUCUUCCAGAGCCCUCUCAUCCAUUGGGGGUACAACUUCAAGUGCCGCCCCUUACUACCCCGCAUGUUCUCUCAGGACCCUACCCAGGGAUACAAGUCCCACCCGUCGUUCCUUGGGUGGAGUAUGAGGCUCUACGACAGCAACAUUCUGAAGGAAUGCAAGCCCUUCGAGAAAUGGCGGGCAUCUUGCAAAGUUUGGUUCCUCACGGGACAAUCCCAGAGAUAUUAAGAAAGUUUAUGCCAGAGACAGUUCCCUCCCACAGAGCACGUCAGGAGGUACCGGGGGAUGGCUCCUACAGAGAAGUGAGCCCGGAAAACCACGCUCAACAUGUCCAUACUCGAAACGAUCCACCAAGAUCCCCUUUUAGAGGAGCUCAUAGCCAAAUCUCUCAACAACGAGAAAAACGAGGAGCAACUGAUCAUCGAAAGACUGAAAGGCGAAGCCCACAGAGAGGAAGAUACUCUGAAACGGUAGCCAGCACCCCUAUGGAAAAAGAUCGGGAUUCUAGACAGAGAGAUGGACUUGAUGACAACCCUACCGCAUUUAGUGCACGAGAGACAGCCGACAUGAAAAAAAUGAUAGAGCGGGUACUACAACAGAAUAAGUUAUUACUUGCUCCCGAGGAACAAUCCCGAGGAAAGCUACCAUUCGUGGCAGAAGUAAUGGAGAAGCCUUUGCCGAGAAAGUUCAAAAUGCCUUAG